AUGCCUUCUUCUCUAGCGAGCAGCUGGAUACUCGCUAGCUGCCUGGGGGCUAUGAUGGUGCACGCAUCAGGCGUGCUCGAGACAGACCUCCUCUUCCCCCGCAACAAGACCUAUACGCCUACUGAGUGGUUCCCCGUGGUCUUUGGGGUCCAGAACCCCGAGCUGGCGCCGCUUGUCGACCUGGACAUCUCGUUCACGAUCCGGAAUGUGAACAAUAUGAGCGACAUCGUGCACUGGCCGACAGAGAUCGAUUGGACGAACAACACUAGUAAAGAUCCGUAUUUCUUCUAUGCCUACUUCUCUGAAUUCCGCACCCCCGGCCACUGGCGGGUCGCCUGGAACGUCCACUGGAAGAGCUGCAACGAGUUUGCCCUCUUCAACACCAGUAUGCUCCCGCGUGCGGAGAUGAUUACCAACUCUACCGGCUGGUCAACCUGGUUCACGAUCGAGGAAGACGGGGCUCCAGCAGAUAUCGUCACGGACACGGCGCGAGACUCCUGCCCCGACGAAUUCGCCGUCCCUAUCACCGUUACUAACUACACCAUCCGGGUCCCUGCGGACGAAGAAUGGUCUAACGGCCGCGACUGUGCGGUGGUGGAUCUCUCGCCUACACCGAAGCUCUCGCCUGAUCCCUGUCGUAUCGAUGUCAGCGAGGCCGUGGUCGAGAGCAUAGAGGCCUCGUGGCAAGCGAGAUUGUGCAAGAGGGCGAAUCCUCCCGAUGACUGCCCUGUGAAUGAGAAUGCAGCACAGGGCCUGGUAGUUGUUGGACUGUCGUGUCUCCUGGCGGUCUUUGGGGCCGUUGGCUUCCUGCUCGCGCCGUUUUGA
This is a messenger RNA of Penicillium waksmanii, 825 nucleotides long. RefSeq lists its product as uncharacterized. The coding region runs from base 1 to 825 and encodes 274 amino acids. The transcript has a single exon. Lineage: Eukaryota; Fungi; Ascomycota; Eurotiomycetes; Eurotiales; Aspergillaceae. The record is from RefSeq and is a predicted model, not a curated record.